AAAUGGCAGAAUGCGACUUUGGUGUGUUAUCAUGUGAGCUAAAGAAAUAAUGUUUUCUUGAUUAUUGUUAUCGUGAGUGGAUUUGAAAAUUGUGCAAUAGUGAAUUGUGAAAAACUAACCAUGGCGGACUUAAAAUCGCCGCCGUUUAGUGAUAUUAAAAGACCUGAGGAGGUGGUGAGGAUGACGACGAACGAUAGCCUGAAAUUUGCAGUUCUUAUCGGGCUGAUUGAAGUCGGACAGGUGACCAACCGGGAGGUGGUGAAUACAGUCCUGCAUCUGCUUGUGGGCGGCGAGUUCGACAUGGAGCUGAACUUCGUCAUCCAGGACGCCCAGAACAUCCAGCACAUGCUAGAACUGCUAGACCACUGCCCACCGAGCCUGCAGGCGGAGAUAUGGUCGGUGUUCAUCGCGAUCCUGCGCAAGAGCGUGCGCAACCUGCAGGCCUGCACCGACGUGGGGCUCAUCCACCACGUGCUGCAGCGGCUGCCCAAGGCCGAGACCGUCGUCGCAGACCUUCUGAUCGAGAUGCUGGGAGUGCUGGCCAGCUACAGCGUCACGGUCAAGGAGCUGAAGCAGCUGUUCAGCGCCAUGAAGGCCGUCAACGGGAAAUGGCCGCGGCACUCGGCCAAGCUGCUGAACGUGCUGCGCCAGAUGCCGCACCGGAACGGACCCGACGUGUUCUUCAGCUUCCCCGGACGGAAGGGCUCCGCGGUGGUGCUGCCCCCACUGGCGCGGUGGCCCUACGAGAACGGCUUCACGUUCACCACGUGGUUUCGGCUCGACCCCAUCAACUCCGUCAACAUCGAGCGGGAGAAGCCCUACCUCUACUGCUUCAAGACCAGCAAAGGCGUGGGCUACACGGCGCACUUCGUGGGCAACUGUCUGGUGCUGACGUCCAUGAAGGUCCGGGGGAAGGGCUUCCAGCACUGCGUCAAAUACGAGUUCCAGCCCAGGAGGUGGUACGCCAUCGCGGUGGUGUACAUCUACAACAGAUGGACGAAGAGCGAGAUCAAGUGCCUGGUCAACGGCCAGCUCGCCUCCAGUACAGAGAUGGCCUGGUUCGUCUCCACGAACGACCCUUUCGACAAAUGCUACAUCGGCGCCACCGCAGAGCUGGACGAGGAGAGGGUGUUCUGCGGACAGAUGGCGGCAAUAUACCUGUUCGGGGAGGCACUCACCACCCACCAGAUAUGUGCCAUGCAUAGGCUAGGACCCGGAUAUAAGAGUCAGUUUCGAUUCGACAACGAAUGCAACAUCAGUUUGCCGGAGAACCACAAAAGGGUGAGCGAGCCCGCUCCCGCGCUUGAAAGUGCUGAUUCCCCUGACCCUGAGACCUCUUCCUUAUCUCCCGACUCUCCCCCCGAGCCCGCUUCGCCAGACGAAGAUACCAGGAGCGCAGAUACCGACGAAGCAUGUGUAGUUGUGAAGGAAGACGCCACUCCUCGAGGAAGGCGCCUGGCCGACGAGGCGCGCGAAGUUGCCGCGGCGCAUGCUUCCCUGCUCGUAGAUAUUGAAGCAUGCAAGCGUGUGCUAUACGACGGCAAGCUGUCGUCGGCCAUAGUGUUCAUGUACAACCCAGUGGCGACUGAUGGCCAACUGUGUCUCCAGUCGGCUCCCAAGGGCAACGUGUCAUACUUCGUGCACACGCCGCACGCGCUCAUGUUACAGGAAGUCAAAGCGGUGGUUACGCAUUCAAUACACAGCGCGUUGAAUUCGAUAGGCGGGGUUCAAGUUCUAUUCCCGUUGUUCGCCCAACUGGACUUGCCGCACGACGCACCCGCAGCCGAUCCCAAAAGAGACCCCAUGCUAUGUUCCAAGCUCCUCGGCUUCGUCUGCUCCCUAGUGGAGUCUUGCAGCACGGUCCAGCAGCACAUGCUGCAAUGCCGGGGCUUCCUGGUCGUCUCUCACAUGCUGCAGCGCUGCAGCCGCGACCACCUCACGCCGGACACCCUGGCUUCCUUCCUACACCUCACCAAGCACCUGGUGACUUGCUGUUCACCCAACUCGGAUCUCCUGCUGAAACAGUUGCUCGACCACAUCCUGUUCAACCCGGCUCUAUGGAUCCACACGCCGGCUGCAGUCCAGGCUAGACUGUACUGCUACCUGGCCACAGACUUCCUGGCUGAUGCGCACAUAUACGGCAGCGUGAGGAGGGUUAGCACUGUUCUUCAGACAGUCCACACGCUGAAGUUCUACUACUGGGUCGUGAACCCACGGUCGAAGAGUGGCAUCUCUCCUAAGGGAAUGGAUGGCCCACGCCCCGCCCACAAGGAUAUCCUUACCAUCCGCGCGUACAUCCUUCUCUUUCUAAAGCAACUCAUUAUGAUCGGCAACGGCGUCAAGGAGGACGAGCUGCAGUCGAUACUAAACUACCUGACUACUAUGCACGAGGACGAAAACUUACACGAUGUCUUGCAAAUGCUGAUUUCUCUUAUGUCGGAACACCCCAGUUCGAUGGUGCCAGCUUUUGACGCAAAAGGUGGGGUGAGAACGAUUUUCAAGCUCCUAUCAUCAGAAAGCCAACUUAUAAGAUUACAAGCUCUGAAAUUACUUGGAUUCUUUCUUAGCAGAAGUACACACAAACGAAAAUACGACGUGAUGUCUCCCCACAACCUAUACACGCUGCUGGCGACACGGCUGGGAGCGUGCGGCGAGGGCCUGGCGCUGCCGGUGUACAACGCGCUGUACGAGCUGCUGACGGAGCAUGUUGGGCAGCAAAUCCUAUACACCAGCCACCCGGAGCCGCAGCCGCACUUCAGGCUGGAGAACCCCAUGAUCCUCAAAGUGGUGGCAACAUUGAUCCGGCAGUCAAAGCAGACGGAGCAGCUGCUAGAAGUCAAGAAGCUGUUCCUGUCAGAUAUGACGCUGCUGUGCAGCAACAACCGCGAGAACCGCCGCACAGUGCUGCAGAUGUCCGUCUGGCAGGAAUGGCUGAUAGCGAUGGCGUACAUCCACCCGAAGAAUGCUGAGGAGCAAAAGAUCUCCGACAUGGUGUACUCGCUGUUCCGGAUGCUGCUGCACCACGCCAUCAAGCACGAGUAUGGUGGUUGGAGGGUGUGGGUGGAUACACUGGCUAUUGUGCACUCUAAGGUCUCAUACGAAGAGUUCAAGCUGCAGUUCGCUCAAAUGUACGAGCACUACGAGCAGCGGCGCGCUGACAACAUCACGGACCCGGCGGAGCGGCAACAGCGCCCGAUCUCCACCAUCUCGGGCUGGGACCGCCACGCCGACGCGCGCGUGCCCGACGCCGACAGCGUUGCCAGCUCGCCCGUCUCCAUCCGCAAGCAGAACGUCCUCAACCACGCCGCCCAAACAGAAAUCGGCAAGGGCCUCUCCCUCCGAGAAGUCGAGGCCUGCAGCUGCAAAACCGACGAUCGGACUACACAGGUCGUGUACAGUGAAGUGUGUAAAGUGCAUAGCCCUAAGCGUACCGAAGUGCCCCCCGAUGGUUGUGAUAGUGUUAAAUGUACAGACAGUGAGGUGGAACACGCGAUAGACGAGGAACCGGAACACAAAUUGCUCAAUGCCGAUAGCGAAUUAGUCGACUCUAUUAUAAACGAAAACAAAUAUUUGGAGAGCUCCGAAUCUGGAAUCGCGACUGUUGAAAACUCGGAGAAGACGGACAAACCUUUGACGAGGCAGGGAAGCCUCGACUACAUCCCGGUCAGAGACGUCGGCGAUGGCGUCUCGAAGGACGACAACACGGAUAAGAGCGAAGGAAUACCUUCCAGUUUGUCGGCAAGUGAAACUGCGAGCCCUGAGAGGGUUGCCGAGCUUAACAUAGUGACAGAGAGAGAAUCGGAGUUGUCGGAUCCGUCCGAGUUGUAUCUGACGCCGAGCGAAGCGACUAGCCCUAAGAAAACGCAAGAUAAGACUGACAUACACAUUCCAGACGACGACAGUGAUGACCCUAAGCACGUCGCGAUAAACAUCGUCAAUGACGUGCUGACGAUCGCUUUAGAAACUGUCAGAUUAAAAACAGAUGACGACACCGAUUCAGGUGCGAUAUCGGGAGGCUUACAUUCCGAAGGUAACACACCAAACGGUCGCGAAGAUUUCGAGCAUGAAAUCGAAGAAAUCAUUGACGAGAAACGAAUGGCUGAAGCUAUUGCCAAUGAGCUCGUAGAUGAUAUUAUUAGUAAGGUAGUUUCGAUUGAGGAAGAUAAGGUCGAAGACGAAAAUGUAAAUAAUACGUCGGACGAUAACAGCCCUCAAAGGGUUAUACCGUCGGACCAUCCGCACGAGGGGAACGUUUUGCCUCUAGAUGGGGAAUUUUUAGUCAAUUCUAGGAAAGAAGAAGAAGAAAAGACAACAGAAACCGAAAUCGUUGAUGAAGUGUCUGAAGAAAACGCGAAAAACGAAAGCCAAAGAGUAGAGAUGCCCACAGAAGAGGAACCAAAGACGCCGGAGAUUCCGCCUAUAUCGACGAUCAGCGAGAAUAUCUCGCUGGCCAAUAAAAAGGAGCAAGAGAGUGAGGAGGAAAGGAAUCGCGAGGGAGAAAGAGAGAAGCGCCGCGUCAGUCUGCCGGGAGACGGCGAGAUGAAGCAGGACAGCAAUAGGAGCGAGGGCGUGGCCUCGCAAGGGACGAAUACGUCUACGUCACCGAAGAGGCCGCGAAGCGCUUCUACGAGCACUCAAGUAGACUCAAACCACUUCGAAUCCAAGCGGCCGUCGAAAUGCUCGCGAGCCAUGUUCUCGCCGGGCCCGACGCGGCCGCCGUUCCGCAUCCCGGAAUUCCGCUGGUCAUACAUACACCAGCGGCUGCUGUCUGAUGUUCUGUUCUCGUUAGAGACUGAUAUACAGGUGUGGCGAAGCCACUCAACCAAAUCCGUGAUAGACUUCGUGAAUAGCAGCGAGAACGCGAUCUUCGUGGUGAACACGGUUCACCUGAUCAGCCAGCUGGCCGACAACCUGAUCAUCGCGUGCGGUGGCCUGCUGCCGCUGCUGGCUUCGGCUACGUCCCCCAAUAACGAACUCGACGUCAUCGAGCCGACCCAAGGCAUGCCAGUAGAAGUGGCAGUGACGUUCCUUCAGCGCCUUGUCAGCAUGGCUGACGUACUGAUAUUCGCCAGUGCGCUGAACUUCGCUGAACUAGAAGCUGAGAAGAACAUGUCUUCUGGAGGCAUCUUGAGACAGUGCUUGAGAUUGGUGUGCACGUGCGCGGUGCGCAAUUGUCUCGAGUGCAAGGAGCGCCAGCGAUACGCCGCUGCCCGAGCCGCUCGCCCUACGGACUCACCCGACCCCAAGAGUGUGGUGGCAAGUCUUGCUGAUGCUUCGAGUCCUGUCAAGGAUCCCGAGAGGCUACUUCAGGAUAUGGACGUGAAUAGGCUUCGAGCCGUCAUUUAUAGAGAUGUUGAGGAGACGAAACAAGCUCAGUUCCUGUCUCUAGCGAUCGUUUACUUCAUCAGCGUGCUCAUGGUGUCAAAGUACCGCGACAUUCUCGAGCCGCCGGCGCACGCGCCGCCAGACUGCGUGCGCAGGUCUCCGUCUCUCUCCAAAGCAGCCGGGAGCCGGCCGCUGUUCCCCCAGUGGUCUCACCACGUGUACCCGCAGUUCCUGCCUGAACAUAAUGGGGAUGACGUGGAAUACGCCAUGAUAGUCGUCGAUGAGAACAAUUCCACGAUAAAUGAUUUGGACUCGCCCUCAAUGAAGGAGUCGAGUGGGAAGGAAGAGGCUGUUGCCAAAAUUGAGACGACGACUGACGAACUGAAGCCGAGCGCUGAAAAGCCGAAAGAGAUCGAGAUAGCGGUGACGCCGGCUUCUGAAAAGGAGGAGCCUCUGUACAAGUCGAGCCUGCGCCUCAAGCAGACUAAAGCCAAGAGCGUGGACUCAAUAGAAGACGCGGGUUCCUUCCACCUUAACUCUACGGAGACCACGAACAAUGAUCCUGAGACUUCGAGCGAGAUCGCCAUGGACGACAACAAACAUCCGGUCAGCAACGACGAAUCGUGGACGGACGUGAACCUGAACGAGGAGGGCGAGAGAGGGCCGGCCACCAUCACCGGCAGGACGCGCGACCACGAGGGAAAUAUACACGAAGAUAUAGACAAACAAAUCCACAUGAGGAACUCUGAGUCGCACCACCACCUGCAACAGAGGCAUCAGAAUAGGAACCUACAGGCUGCACAGAGGCAUCUACACCCCGACAACGAGACGCUAGCCGGUCUAAGCGCGAUGAACGCUUCCAUGACCGCCGACGGCGCAUCCCGCGAGGCGUCUCUCACGCACAAGUUGGAGACAGCGCUGGGCCCCGUGUGUCCCCUGCUGAGAGAGAUAAUGCUGGACUUCGCCCCCUUCCUGUCCAAGACCCUGGCGUCUCUCACGCACAAACUGGAGACGGCGCUGGGCCCCGUGUGUCCUCUGCUGAGAGAGAUCAUGCUGGACUUCGCCCCCUUCCUGUCCAAGACCUUAGCGUCUCUCACGCACAAGUUGGAAACAGCGCUGGGCCCCGUGUGUCCUCUGCUGAGAGAAAUCAUGCUGGACUUCGCCCCCUUCCUGUCCAAGACCUUAGUUGGAAGCCAUGGACAGGAGCUGUUGAUGGAGGGUAAAGGCCUGCAGACCUUCAAGUCCAGCACCUCCGUGGUAGAACUGGUGAUGCUGCUGUGCUCCCAGGAGUGGCAGAACUCGCUCCAGAAGCACGCGGGGCUGGCCUUCAUCGAGCUCAUCAACGAGGGGCGGCUGCUGUCGCACGCUAUGAGAGACCACAUCGUCAGGGUGGCCAAUGAGGCCGAGUUUAUAUUGAACAGGAUGAGGGCUGAUGACGUGCUGAAACAUGCCGAUUUUGAGUGCUUAUGCGCAACCACGAGCGCCGAGCGAGCGGAGGAGGAGCGAACGUGUGAACGACUAAUCGCUGCUGCGCGACGUCGCGAUACUGCCGCCGCUGCAAGACUGUUGGACAAGCUGCGACAUGCGGCCACACACCCUGGCAACACGAGCCAGUUCUGGAAGCUGGACUCGUGGGAGGACGACGCGCGCCGCCGCCGCCGCCUCGUGCCCGACGCGCGCGCGCGCCGCCACGCCGCCGCGCCCGCCGCGCCGCCGCCGCCGCCGCACCACGACGCAAUACUACAGGCCACAGAGGAGCUUCACGCUCGAAUCUGCGCGGGCGGUGGAGGAGCGCGCGGUGCACAGUUGGCCACGCCGGCCGCCGCAGAACUCAUUGAUGACGCCGAGCUACUGUUAGACGACAGAGACAUUGACGCGGACCUCACAGGUCCAGUGAAUAUCAGUACGAAGGCGCGGCUGGUGGCCCCAGGCCUGGUGGCGCCGGGCACGGUGUCGCUGACCUCCACGGAGCUCUACUUCGAGGUUGACGACGACGACCCCGAGUACAAGAAGAUUGACCCUGAGGUGUUGAAGUACUGCGAGCACCUGCACGGCAAGUGGUACUUCAGCGAGAUCCGCGCCAUCUUCUCGCGCCGCUACCUGCUGCAGAAUGUGGCCAUCGAGAUGUUCCUCGCCAGCAGAACGUCGAUAUUCUUCGCGUUCCCCGACCAGGCCACCGUGAAGAAGGUGAUCAAGGCGCUGCCGCGCGUCGGCGUCGGCAUCAAGUACGGCAUCCCGCAGACCAGACGCGCGUCGAUGAUGUCCCCGCGGCAACUCAUGCGCAACUCGAACAUGACGCAGAAGUGGCAGCGCCGCGAGAUCUCCAACUUCGAGUACCUCAUGUUCUUGAACACUAUUGCAGGACGAACGUACAAUGACCUGAACCAGUACCCGGUGUUCCCGUGGGUGCUGACCAACUACGAGAGCGAGGAGCUGGACCUCAGCCAGCCCUCCAACUACAGAGAUCUUUCGAAGCCCAUCGGAGCCCUGAACCCGAGCCGGCGAGCUUACUUCGAGGAGCGCUACAACACGUGGGAGCACGAGUCCACGCCACCCUUCCACUACGGCACGCACUACUCCACGGCUGCCUUCGUGCUCAACUGGCUCGUCAGGAUCGAACCAAUGACGACGAUGUUCCUGGCACUGCAGGGCGGCAAGUUCGACCACCCCAACAGGCUGUUCUCAUCCAUCGCGCUGUCCUGGAAGAAUUGCCAGCGGGACACCUCCGAUGUCAAGGAGCUGAUCCCGGAGCUUUUCUUCCUACCCGAAAUGCUAAUCAAUAGCUCGGGCUACCGGCUGGGCAUCCCCGAGUCUCCCUCCGGCGACGUGAUCCUGCCGCCCUGGGCCUCCUCUGCCGAGGAGUUUGUGAGGAUCAACAGGAUGGCGCUGGAGUCUGAGUUCGUCAGCUGCCAGCUGCACCAAUGGAUAGACUUGAUCUUUGGAUAUAAACAGAGAGGCCCCGAAGCGGUCCGAGCAACCAACGUGUUCUACUACCUCACAUACGAAGGCGGAGUCCGCCUCGACCAGAUCACGGAGCCGGUGACGCGCGCCGCCAUCGAAGACCAGAUCCGAAGCUUCGGACAGACGCCUGCCCAGCUGCUAAGCGAGCCUCAUCCUCCAAGAGCAUCUACUAUGCAUCUGGCACCACUGAUGUUUGCAGCAGCACCUGAUGACGUGUGCUUGAGGCUGAAACUACCCUCAAACGCAGCUGUGGUCCAUGUGUCAGCUAAUACGUAUCCACAACUGGCUAUGCCUGCUGCUGUCACGUCAAUUAGAAGCUACCCUCAAAUGCUGCAAUGGUCUACGUCUCAUUCGCUCAGCCAACACAUACCCUUAGCUGGUUAUAUCCACUCCAGCCACGGCAAGAACCAGCUGCUAAGCGAGCCGCAUCCUCCUAGAGCGUCUACUAUGCAUCUGGCACCGUUAAUGUUCGCAGCAGCACCUGAUGACGUGUGCUUGAGGCUGAAACUACCCUCAAAUGCAGCUGUGGUCCAUGUGUCAGCCAACACGUAUCCACAACUGGCUAUGCCCGCUGCUGUUACGUCAAUUAGAAGCUACCCUCAAAUGCUGCGAUGGUCUACGUCUCAUUAUCUCAUCCAACACAUACCCUUAGCUGGUUAUAUCCACUCCAGUCACGGUAAGAACCAGCUGGUCAACGAGCCACAUCUUCCAAGAGCGUCUACAAUGCACCUGGCACCGUUAAUGUUCGCAGCAGCACCUGAUGACGUGUGCUUGAGGCUGAAACUACCCUCAAAUGCAGCUGUGGUCCAUGUGUCAGCUAAUACGUAUCCACAGCUGGCUAUGCCUGCUGCUGUCACGCACCUGAUGACGUCUGUCUACGACUUAAACUACCCUCAAAUGCAGCUGUGGUCCAUGUGUCAGCCAAUACGUAUCCACAACUGGCUAUGCCCGCUGCUGUUACGUCACGGUAAGAACCAGCUGCUAAGCGAGCCGCAUUCCCCGAGAGCGUCUACUAUGCAUCUAGCACCGCUAAUGUUCGCGGCAGCACCUGAUGACGUCUGUCUACGACUUAAACUACCCUCAAAUGCAGCUGUGGUCCAUGUGUCAGCCAACACGUAUCCACAACUGGCUAUGCCUGCUGCUGUCACGAAGCUGCCCUCAAACGCUAACAUCUCAGACUCUCAGACAACUCAGCUGGUUAUGUCCACUGAUGUCACGGUAAGAACCAGCUUCUCAGCAAGCCUCAUCCCCCAAGAGCGUCUACUAUGCAUCUAG
Molecule: messenger RNA, 9561 nt
Organism: Ostrinia nubilalis (European corn borer)
Lineage: Eukaryota; Metazoa; Arthropoda; Insecta; Lepidoptera; Crambidae
Gene: rg
Product: neurobeachin-like
Exons: 54
Coding region: 121-9561 (3146 amino acids)
Biological process (GO): intracellular protein localization
Cellular component (GO): cytosol; membrane
Molecular function (GO): protein kinase binding
Source: RefSeq, a predicted model, not a curated record